UUGAAAAAACGAAAAACAACAAUCUGAAUCUUGCCUGUCUUGCCUUGAACCAUAGUUACUCUGCUUCACAGUAGAAAACUAGAAACCGCUGAUUGUAAUUUUUUAAAUUGUUAUUUAAAGAGAAAUACAACAGAGUAGCAAAUGUUUAACAGUAGCCUUUCCAAGAAAACAUCGAAGAAGUCAGCCGUAGUGGUAGAGGAUCUCAGUCGUGAAAUUUACUCACUCGACAACAAUUCAAUGCAAGAAAACAUUCCAUUUGGAGCAAAAUUUCAGUUGCAAUCAUUUUUGCAUGCUGCCGGGUUUAACAAGUUACAGUUAUCUUACCAAGAUAAAUGGUUAGGCCAAAUAUCAAUAAACUCUUCUCUAAAUGCAUUCAGCAUUGGACUUGCAAAAUUUAACAACAAGAUUGAUCAACUUUCAAACAAGGAACUGAUCUUUAUGUUUAACAUAGCACUUGAAAAAAGGAUUGAUAAUCCAAACAAUACUCAACUUUUCAACCAGCUUCUACAAAAAAUCAUGCCUCUCGAAGAUUCUUACAGUUCAUUAAGGAAACUCUUUCUAAAAUCUGAACUCGGAUAUAUUGAUCUUGAACCCACAACCAUCGAAACCAUGUUCAAGUUCCACCCUAAGCUACUGGACACCUGUUGCGAAGUAUUAAAUAGAAAGUCGGAGAAAGAUCUUCAUGUCUCAUGGAUAAUCAAGGUCUGUUCUGGGAGUCCUCAGCUUUAUGGAAAGUUGUGUGAAAACUUGAUAAAACAGUAUCCAGCCUUUCUACCCAAAUUUGUAGAAUCCGUUUGUCGAUGUGAUAACAUUUUGCCUUAUCCUAGUCAUGAACAAACAUGCGCAUUGCUCUGUGUAAUGACUCCAAUAAUGAUUGCGACAGCUCUAAAAGAUUCACAUUAUUCUAAAUUAAUUAACGAGUUACUUCAGCUCUGGCUUACUCACCGUAAAUCUGUUGUUAAAAUGAUUAACCAUUUCCCGUGUAUAACAGAGUGCUUGACAGAGAGUUGCGACAGUAAUGUCAGUGCUAAAAGAUUGUGUGUUCAUUUAAUGUCUACUUGUUCUUCUCAAUGAACAGAUUUAAAUAAAGAAAACUAAUCGUUUGCGUUAUUAUAAAAA
Daphnia pulex (common water flea) is the source of this 1119-nucleotide messenger RNA. RefSeq lists its product as uncharacterized. The coding region runs from base 142 to 1074 and encodes 310 amino acids. NCBI's taxonomy places the organism in Eukaryota, Metazoa, Arthropoda, Branchiopoda, Diplostraca, Daphniidae. The transcript is spliced from 3 exons. The record is from RefSeq and is a predicted model, not a curated record.